UCAAUGCUUUCCCUACAAAACUUUAAGUUGGUUGGACCAGUCUUUUUGUAAAAAUAUUUACUGUUUUGCCUCAAAAAUUAAAAUCCAAACCAAACCCACCUCAAAUUUCCUUACAAUUUCAUCAUCCCACACAAGACAGAACUGUGUCUAAUGAAUCCUACACAGGUAUUCAUAACCAAGAAGACGUGUUGUUUGGGAUAUUAUCUAGGGUUAGGUUUUGUAUUUUUAUUAUGUUUGCCGUUUUGUUAAUACAUAUGUUUUUGUAGGUUGCUUUCAAUUUGGGUAUUUACUUGUAUACAAAUAUGUAAUCCUUAUCUGUUUUUGAUGAAUAUAUGUAAUCCUUAUCUUGUGUUCAUGUGAUUUCUUUUCUGGGGGUUUUCCCUUAUUUUCUGAUCCAAUUUUUUCUUGCAGUUUUUUAGGGAUUUUGACCAGGUCAUGCUUGUAUUGUUUUUAUUGAAAGUGGGUUCUGAGUCUGUACUGAUUUUGUUUUGUUUUGUCGAUUAUCAUUCUGUAACCCCAAACUGAUUGAUUGAUGUUUGCUGGGUAAUUUUGGGAAUCUGGGUUAGGGCAGGUUAGAUCAGAUCUGUUGUGUUUUAAUUUGUUAUUAAUUGAUUAAGCUUUAAAUUGACUAUUGUUUUUUGAUUUCACUUUUUAAUCACUUGUCAUGUAUUGGAUUCUUAGGGUUCAUUGAAAUGAUGAAAAUCUAGAACUAUGUUCAACAUCUGGGCCUGAACUGCAUUUGGCUAAAGAAGAUUGCACUCUCUUUUGGGGGCAAAUUAUUCAGAGAAUCUUAAACAAGCGUUUCAGUGAAGCAUUCUCAUGAUGGGGACGGAACUCAUCAGGCAUCACGUUAAAGAAGAGAGCAUGGAUAUUCCUUCGAUUCCACCAGGGUUUGAGUCUCUUACGGCCUUUUCUUUGAAAAGGGUUGAGGAUAGCAAAGUUGCAUCUACUAGUUCUGUUUCUGUGAGUGCUUCUGAAUUGCAGCCAGCCAAGAAGGAACCAGGGCUCGAACAAAGUGAUGAUGAAAAGAUAAAGAGGUCAAUUAGGCGUAGACCUUGGAUAAACUACAGCCAAUUAAAUAGCAGUUCGGGAGACGAGUCUGAAUCUGAGCAGAAUCAAACUUCAAGUGCUCGGAUGACUAAGGGGGUUAUUCGUGGAUGUGAAAAGUGUAGUAACUGCCAAAAGGUCAUUGCAAAAUGGUGGCCAGAAGAAGCUCGAAGGCCCGAUCUUCUUGAGGCUCCUGUAUUUUAUCCAAAUGAAGAGGAGUUUGAAGAUACUCUUAAGUACAUUUCAAGCAUACGUGAUAAAGCUGAAGCAUAUGGCAUUUGCCGUAUUGUACCACCUUCAUCAUGGAAACCUCCAUGCCCUCUUAAGGAAAGUGCUGUAUGGGAAAAUUCGACAUUUGCUACUCGUAUCCAGAGGGUUGACAAACUUCAGAAUCGGGAUUCGUUGAGCAAAAUGUGUAGACCUGGUUGCAAUAAGAAAAGGAAGAAGAGAAGAUGCACGAAAGCAGGGAUAGAUCAAAAGAUUUAUGGAUCGGAUAUUGCAGCUCCUGCUGAUGUGAUGGUUCCUGAAGCUGGUUUUGGUUUCGAACCUGGUCCAAGGUUCACCCUUGGAGAGUUUAAAAAAUAUGCAGAUGAUUUCAAGACCCAGUAUUUCAGAAAAAACGAAAUGAUGACAGAUGCAUGUGGGAACUCUGUUAUCCAAGAUCAGUGGGAACCCUCUUUAGAAAAUAUAGAGGGUGAAUAUUGGCGCAUGGUAGAGAGGCCUACCGAAGAAAUUGAGGUGCUUUAUGGUGCUGAUUUGGAAACUGGUUCAUUUGGUAGCGGGUUCCCAAAAGAAACUUGCCAAGUGUCAGGGUCAGACGAAAAGUACGUUAGAUCUGGUUGGAACUUGAAUAACUUUCCGAGGCUUCCAGGCUCACUACUCUCCUAUGAGAGCAGCGAUAUAUCUGGUGUAUUGGUCCCUUGGUUGUACAUUGGAAUGUGUUUUUCUUCUUUUUGUUGGCAUGUUGAAGACCAUCAUCUAUAUUCGAUGAAUUACAUGCAUUUCGGUGCUUCAAAGAUGUGGUAUGGCAUACCGGGGAAAGAUGCUAUUAAAUUGGAGGCAGCAAUGAGAAAGCAUUUGCCUGAUCUUUUUGCGGAACAACCCGACUUGCUUCACAAACUGGUCACUCAACUCUCUCCAUCCAUACUAAAAUCCGAAGGAGUUCCUGUUUUCCGCUGCAUUCAGAAUCCAGGAGAGUUUAUUUUGACCUUUCCUCGAGCAUAUCAUUCAGGAUUCAAUUGUGGCUUCAACUGUGCAGAGGCUGUGAACGUGGCUCCUGUUGACUGGUUGCCUCAUGGGCAUAAUGCCAUUGAGCUCUAUCGUGAGCAGGGCCGAAAAACUUCCAUUUCUCAUGAUAAACUGUUGCUUGGAGCUGCAAGAGAUGCAGUGAAAGCUCAUUGGGAACUUAAUUUACUCAGAAAGAACACACCUGAUAACUUAAGAUGGAAGGAUGUUUGUGGGAAGGAUGGGAUCCUAUCCCAAACACUUAAGGCGCGUGUGGAAAUUGAGCGUGUGAGGAGGGACUUCCUUUGCAACACUUCCCAGGCGUUGAAGAUGGAGGCAACGUUUGACGCCACAAGUGAAAGAGAAUGUAGUGUUUGCUAUUUUGACUUGCAUCUAUCAGCUGCAGGUUGUCACCAUUGUUCACCCGAUAAGUAUUCAUGCUUAAAUCACGCAAAACAGUUUUGCUCUUGUGCUUGGAGCGCAAAGUUUUUUCUUCUCCGCUAUGACAUCAAAGAUUUAUCUAUUUUGGUUGAAGCAUUGGAGGGCAAAUUGAGUGCCGUAUACAGAUGGGCAAAACUUGAUCUUGGACUUGCUCUAACUUCUUACGUAUCUAAAGACACCUCACGCUCCCCAGAGCUCAAUGGCAAACAAUCGUGCUCCAUUUCAGGAUCACCAGCCAAAGAGGUGAGUUCAGUACCAUCUGUUGCUUCACUGAAAGGGAAAACAGAGAGGGUCCAAGAUUUCUUGAACCCAACUGGGGUUGGUGGUAGGAUGGGUUCAAGAUAUUCAAAGGAAUCAUCAAUAUCGCUUAAUUCUUUACAUGAAGAUGAAACAAAAAAAUCUAGUUCUAAAUGCAAGAAAGAGAUUGCGUCUUCGGCAAACAAGCCUUUGGUUGUUGGAAAUGAUGUUAUAUUGCUUAGUGAUGAUGAGGGUGAGGACUCUUCCCUGCCACUUAAUCAAGCCGUUACGACUGAUCCAGUUUCUGGGCGCAUUGGAAGUGAAGAUCAAGUGAAAGAAGAUGCCCUCAAGUCCCACCCGGAAAACCUUUCUUGCCACAGAGUUUUGUCGGAAAAUACCGUCCCCUCUACUACGAAAUCACAAGCUCUUACAAUUACAAAGGAAUCCAGUAACUUAAAUGGGGAAAAUACAGGUGGGGUGUCUCAGCCGAUACCAAAAUCUGGCGGUGGGAUACUUAACAAUGAGGAAAAAGUUGUAAUUAUUGGAUUAUAUGCUAACUCAAAACCAGCAGACAAUGUACAAACUGCAUCAGGAACUCAGUCUUGCACCCAAAACCAUCCGGAAAGAAACCCUCGCCAGAAGGGUCCUCGCAUUGCGAAAGUUGUCCGGAGGAUAAACUGUCAUGUUGAGCCUCUGGAAUUUGGUGUGGUCCAAUCAGGAAAGUUAUGGUGCGAUAGUCGUGCCAUUUACCCUAAAGGUUUUCGGAGCCGGGUUAAGUACAUAAAUGUUUCAGAUCCUACAGAUAUGUGCUACUACGUUUCAGAAAUUCUUGAUGCGGGAAAGAAUAGACCUCUUUUUAUGGUUUCGUUGGAGAAGCAUCCAAACGAAGUAUUUAUUCAUUUAUCGGCUGCAAGAUGUUGGGAAAUGGUUAGGGAGAGAGUUAAUUAUGAGAUCUCAAAGCAACAUAAGUCGGGAAUACCGAAUCUUCCUCCUUUGCAGCCUCCUGGGAGUCUUGAUGGCAUGGAAAUGUUCGGUUUUUCUUCGCCUUCCAUCUUGCAGGGUAUUCAGUCGAUGGACAGGCAUCGGCUAUGCACAGAGUACUGGGAAUCACGGCCUUUUCACUCUCAAUCCCAUGACCAAGCUGGAAAGUCGUCGUCAAAGAUUCAAGAUCCAAACAAUCCCGAAAACAAUGGUUUGACUAGCGAGGUUGAUACUGUUGUCUCGGGCUUCUUCAAAAAGGCGAAUUUGGAGGAGCUAAACACGUUGUUGAGUGUUUUGAGUAGCAAUGAUUCAACUGGCGGGGUAACUAGACUUCUGAAGAACGAGAUUGGCGGACGCCCGAGAUGACGAUAUGUAAAGAUCUCCUGUUUUUUUUUUUUUCACUUUGUAAAUCCAUUGAUAUGAUCUUAGUAACUGGCAGUUGGAUUCAGCUAACCUGCUUGUUCUUGGCGGUAGGUUUUUUUGUAGGGGUUUUAACAUAUAGAAAAUUGUCGUUGUUUAUGUUCUUUUUUUCUUCGGGAUUAGUAUUCAUUUAAAGAAACCAAGAUUCAUUUU
Molecule: messenger RNA, 4503 nt
Organism: Cynara cardunculus var. scolymus (artichoke)
Lineage: Eukaryota; Viridiplantae; Streptophyta; Magnoliopsida; Asterales; Asteraceae
Product: putative lysine-specific demethylase JMJ16
Exons: 12
Coding region: 820-4296 (1158 amino acids)
Biological process (GO): chromatin remodeling
Cellular component (GO): nucleus
Molecular function (GO): histone H3K4me/H3K4me2/H3K4me3 demethylase activity
Source: RefSeq, a predicted model, not a curated record